CCGGGUGCGGUUCAUUCGCGCGGCGGCGGCGGUGGUGGAGACGGCCGAGGAGGAUGUGGGCUACGCGCGGGCUGGCGGUAGCGCUGGCCCUGAGCGUGCUGCCUGACAGCCGGGCGCUGCGGCCAGGCGACUGUGAAGUUUGUAUUUCUUAUCUGGGAAGAUUUUACCAGGACCUCAAAGACAGAGAUGUCACAUUCUCACCAGCCACUAUUGAAGAAGAACUUACAAAGUUUUGCCGUGAAGCAAGAGGCAAAGAGAAUCGGUUGUGCUACUACAUUGGAGCCACAGAUGAUGCUGCCACCAAGAUCAUCAAUGAGGUGUCAAAGCCCCUGGCCCACCAUAUCCCUGUGGAAAAGAUCUGUGAGAAGCUGAAGAAGAAAGACAGCCAGAUCUGCGAGCUAAAAUACGACAAACAGAUUGACCUGAGCACAGUGGACCUGAAGAAGCUCCGGGUGAAAGAGCUGAAGAAGAUCCUGGACGACUGGGGGGAGAUGUGCAAAGGCUGUGCAGAAAAGUCUGACUAUAUCCGGAAGAUAAAUGAACUGAUGCCUAAAUACGCCCCUAAGGCGGCCAGCGCACGAACUGAUCUGUAGUCUGUCCAGCCCCUGCUGCACCUGAGGAAAAAAGCAGUUCGUCUGUCUCUCCCCCAAACAGCCAUUUUGUAAUUUAUUUUUUAAGUGGGCUCCUGACAAUGAGAUGUGAAGCCUGGAGCUUUCCUAAUGACAUUGGCUCUGCAGUUCCCUCUCGACCCCAUCCCCAAGGGGGGAGAAUUUACUUCCUCCCUUUGCUGGUUUACUCUAGGACUUCAAAGUUUGUCUGGGAUUUUUUUAUUAAAAAAAUUUGUCUUUGGAGA
Mus pahari (shrew mouse) is the source of this 853-nucleotide messenger RNA. RefSeq names its product mesencephalic astrocyte derived neurotrophic factor (gene Manf). Gene Ontology annotation, biological process: dopaminergic neuron differentiation; neuron projection development. Bases 54 to 593 code for a protein of 179 amino acids. The transcript has 4 exons. Gene Ontology annotation, cellular component: endoplasmic reticulum. The record is from RefSeq and is a predicted model, not a curated record. Lineage: Eukaryota; Metazoa; Chordata; Mammalia; Rodentia; Muridae.